GACCCCAAACUCAGUUGGACAGAUGAUUUGCCUGUUUGUCAUUUAUCAGGUGUAGGACUUUCUACCAAUCAGAUCUACAGAGAGGAUGGGAAUAGAAGGGAGGCUCAUGACUUUGAAGAUCGAAACUUUCAUUUCAGGCAAGAUGGCUGCUUCCUGUAUGGGGUUUUUGAUGGUCACAAUGGCUCUAGAGUUGCUGACUUUGCUGCUCAAAGGAUGCCAGCAGAGCUCUUGUUUGGACAGUUGCAGUCAAAUUAUUCAGAUGAAGAGGUGAAGGAGGCAUUGAGACAGGCAUUUAUAGUCGUUGAGAAGGGCUACUUUGAAGACAUGGACAACACACUGGCAAAGAGGUCUCAGUAUCAAGACCAGUUACCAGAAGGCAUCAGUGACUAUGAAGCCUACAACAAAUACCCAGGACUCAUGAAAGGCCUGGAAGAUCUGGACAAAGAAAUCUCAGGAGGAACAACUGCUACAGUGGUCCUCAUAUACAACAACAAGCUGUACGUGGCCAAUGUUGGCGAUACUAGGGCCAUUCUAUGCAAAACUGGACCAGAUGGAGUCCUGCGGGUCAUUCAGCUGUCAUAUGACCACACCAUUUCUGACCCAGGAGAGCAGGCCAGACUACAACAGUUGGGCCUUGAUAUCAAUACACUGAAAGUAUUAAGGAAAGUGGGGAACUCAGAUUGUACCCGCUGCAUUGGGGAUUACCACAUGAAGGGAGGCUAUAAGGACAAUUUUAUUCUGAGUGCAGCCAAAGUUGAACCAGUCAUCGCCGACCCAUUCGUGGAUGGGGGACUGCCGAUAGACAGCUCCUGUGCUUUCAUGGUUUUAAUGUCUGACGGCUUGUACCAGGCUUUGGCCGAUGCCACAGGUACAGAUACAGUGAACGGAGACAUUGCUAAGAUGGUCGCCCAAGAGUUCUCCCAGCAGACGACACUGACCGGCGUCGCUCAAGCUGUGGUAGACAGGGUGGUGCGUAUCCACCACGAUACAUUCAUGACCGGCAACGAAACUCAGAAGGCUCUGUGCCAGAAACGGGAUGAUAUAACCCUGCUGGUAAGAAACUUCAACUACCCGCUGUCAGUCCACAGCCCCAGUUCAGUCCGCAGUAUUUCAUCGCCAGCACACACCCCGUCCUACAGUGUGGCCCAUGGAGCUUCCGGCUUCCCCCAUGGGGCUUCUUACAACAGUCCAGAGUCCACCAGACAGCGCACCACGGACAGCUCAAGCGCGGAUUCCCCGACCACGCCGACUAACUACUUCCUGUCAGGGCCGAAUCUGCUGGGCGCCACAGACACGAAUAGCACGGAUACACGUACAAAUGGUAGCAGCACAUACAGCACCAACUCCAGCGGGGAGAUGCAGUUGUUUUCUCACACUCAGUCACAGAAUGACAAACUGGAGCUGGAUGCUGAAGGGAAGGUUAAGGCCUAUGUGAAUUUUUCUGAAUGGUACGCUGCAAUGGAAAGUUUCACUGAAGACAUGAAAGAAAAUCUUUACAAGGAGCUGAUGCCCAAGUCAGUAUAUGAUCCCAUUCAAGAAGAACCUUUGUCCGAACAUUAA
Molecule: messenger RNA, 1560 nt
Organism: Candidula unifasciata
Lineage: Eukaryota; Metazoa; Mollusca; Gastropoda; Stylommatophora; Geomitridae
Source: the annotation of a GenBank genome assembly